GAUUAUAUUUCAACUUUUCUAGCCACACUGCAUCUCGUGAAAGUGUCAUUGUCGCGACGACGACCAAGUACUACAAACUCCACAUUUCCUAGCCAUCUUACAGGCAUUCAUGAGUGUCCUGCUAGAGACAUCUGCUGGUGACCUUGUCAUUGACCUGCUUGUCGACGAAGCUCCAAAAUGCUGUCUCAACUUUCUCAAGCUCUGCAAGCUCAAGUACUUCAAUUUUGCGCCAGUCUACAAUCUACAAGCGCCAGCUUUCUUUCAAGCAGGUGAUCCUCUCUAUCCUGCAGGAGACGGUGGUAGCUCUGUAUGGGGCCUCGCAGAUACUGAGAAGCGCUUCUUCAAGCCAGAAAUAUUGAGUGCUCACAAGCAUCGUCGCGGAACCAUAUCCAUGGCAGUCUUACCGACUGGUCUUGCUGGAUCGCAAUUCUUCAUCUCACUUGGUCCGAAUGAUUCAUUUGAUAAGAAGCAUGCCAUCUUUGGACAUCUUGCUGAAGGCGAAGAGACUCUCGACAAAAUUGCCGCUCAGCCUGUUGAUAAUGUAUUCCGUCCACUACGAGAUAUCAGAAUACAGCACUCUAUCAUUCUUGAGGAUCCUUUUGAUGAUCCGCCAGAGAUGCCGCCAGUUCCUGAUCAAUCACCCGCACCAUCUCAUGCACAACUAGCGACAGUACGGAUAGCGUUUGAUGAGCAAGUUGAAGAUGAGAGCACACUUGAUCCAGAUACCCUCGACAAGCGUCGUCGUGCACGAGAAGCGGAAGCAGCUGCACUUGCUUUGGAAACAAUGGGAGAUUUACCGAGUGCACAUAUUCGACCACCGGAGAAUAUCCUGUUUGUGUGCAAGUUGAAUCCCAUCACUGUUGCGGAUGAUCUUGAGCUCAUCUUUGGUCGUUUUGGUACCAUUUUGAGCUGUCAGGUUGUUCGUGAUGCUAGAACUGGUGAUUCUUUACAGUAUGCAUUCAUUGAGUACGACAAGAAGGAAGAUGCGGAGCGCGCUUACUUCAAGAUGCAAGGUGUGCUCAUUGAUGACCGACGGAUUCAUGUUGACUUUUCUCAAAGUGUGGCAAAGACGAGGCAAGCGAUGGGAGGUCAAGGAGGAGGUCGACGAGACAUGAGCCCCGCUGAACGGAGACGAAGUCCGAGAAGGCGAGAUGACACAAGGGAGGACCGUAGACGGUCAUCAUCUCGUGACAGGAGAAGUCACCGGGAUGGGCAUGCGCAUCGUCGUCGCUCGCCCUCACCUCGCAGACACCGCGAGAGUCAUCGUUCAGACCGAUCAAGGCAUGACGAGAGACGCACAUACGAUCGUGGCAAGCAUGACAGUCGUUCUCAGAGGGAGAAGCGGCGCUCAAGGACACCAGAGCGUCGUCGGUAGAAUCCUUCACGAAGACAUUUGAGGUGAAGCCAUCUGAGAUUCUACGUACGCAUCAUUCAUGUAGCCCGUCACUUCAUUGG
This is a messenger RNA of Protomyces lactucae-debilis, 1455 nucleotides long. Its product is annotated as cyclophilin-like domain-containing protein. Gene Ontology annotation, molecular function: RNA binding; peptidyl-prolyl cis-trans isomerase activity. The transcript has a single exon. Gene Ontology annotation, biological process: protein peptidyl-prolyl isomerization. The coding region runs from base 110 to 1375 and encodes 421 amino acids. NCBI's taxonomy places the organism in Eukaryota, Fungi, Ascomycota, Taphrinomycetes, Taphrinales, Protomycetaceae. The record is from RefSeq and is a predicted model, not a curated record. Gene Ontology annotation, cellular component: nucleus.